GUGCAGGGCACUGGAGCAGGAUGCAGGCGGUGAUGUGGAAUCCACGGCGAGAGAAUUGACCCCGGGCAGGAGAGGAAUAGAUCCAGUGGGUGGACUGAAAGGCUUCACAAGUAUCUUUUGAUAUCGUAAAGGGAGGAUUUGGAAGUGGGAAUCUCAAACCAAGCAUCAGAUCAAGGCCUGACAGAGACACUCAAAUCAUCAGGACCUGAAUACCAUUGGAUUUUGAACAUGGAAGGAAAAAGCACUGUUCAUAGUGAGGAGAAACUGUACACGUGUUCUGUGUGUGGACGAAGAUUCAGCCAAUCAUCUGGCCUUUCGAAACACAAGUGCAGUCACAACCGGGUGAAUCGCUGGAAAUGUGGGGACUGUGGGAAAGGAUUUAAUUACCCGUCUGAGCUGGAAAUUCAUCGGCGCAGUCACACCGGGGAGAGGCCGUUCACCUGUCCCGACUGUGGGAAGGGAUUCACUUGUUCAUCUACCCUGCUGACACACCAGCGAGUUCAUACUGGGGAGAGACCAUUCACCUGCUCUGAGUGUGGGAAGAGAUUCACUCGGUCAACCAUCCUUCUGAAGCAUCAGCGAGUUCACACUGGGGAGAGACCUUUUAAGUGCCCAGACUGCGGGAAGUAUUAUAAAAGUUCUGGGGAAGUAAUGCGCCAUCAACGUGUUCACACUGACGAGAGACCAUUCAGGUGCUCUCACUGUGGGUCAGCAUUCAGGCAAUCAUCCGAACUCUCUGUACAUCAGCGCAUUCACGGUGGAGAGAGACCGUUCACUUGCUCCGAGUGUGGGAAGGGAUUCACUCAGUCAUCCCACCUGCUGACACACCAUCUAGUUCACACUGGGGAGAGGCCAUUCACUUGCUCCAAGUGUGGGAAGGGAUUCACGUGUUCAUCUCACCUGCUGACACACCAGCGCACUCACACUGGUGAGCGGCCAUUCACCUGCUCUGAAUGUGGGAAGAGAUUCACUCAGUCAUCUGCCCUGCUGAAACAUCAGCGAGUUCACAAUGGGGAGAAGUUGUUCACUUGCUCUGAGUGUGGGAAGGGUUUCACUCAGUCAUCCAACCUGCUGACACACUGGCGGGUUCACAAUGGGGAGAGACCAUUUACCUGCUCUGAGUGUGGAAAGGGAUUCACUCAGUCAUCCACGCUGCUGAGACACCAACAAGUUCACAAUGAAGAGAGACCUUUUAAAUGCCCAGACUGUGGGAAGUGCUUUAAAAGUUUCUGGGAGCUGAUGUCCCAUCAACGUGUUCACACUGACAAGAGACCAUUUAAGUGCUCUCAAUGCGGGACUGGGUUCAGGGGAUCAUCCCAACUCACUGUACACCAGCGAAUUCACACUGGGGAGAGGCCAUUCAUCUGUCCCCAGUGUGGAAAUGGAUUCACUCAGUUAUCCCACCUGCUGAGACACCAGCAAGUUCACAUGGGGGAGAGACUGUUCAUCUGCUCUGAGUGUGGGAAGGGAUUCACUGAGUCACACAGCCUGCUAACACACCAGCAAGUUCACACUGGGGAGAGGCCAUUCACUUGCCCCAAGUGUGGGAAGGGAUUCACUCAGUUAUCUAGCCUGCUGAGACACCAGCAAAUUCACACUGGGGAGAGGCCAUUCACCUGCCCUCAGUGUGGAAAGAGAUUCACUACCUCAUCCCACCUGCUGAGACACCAGCGAGUUCACACUGGGGAGAAGCCAUUCACCUGCCCCCAGUGUGGGAAGGGAUUCACUCAGUUAUCUAGCCUGCUGAGACACCAGCAAAUUCACACUGGGGAGAGGCCAUUCAUCUGUCCUCAGUGUGGGAAGAGAUUCACUACCUCAUCCAACCUGCUGGCACACCAACGAAUUCACACUGGGGAGAGGCCAUUCACCUGCCCCCAGUGUGGGAAGGCAUUUAGUCAUUCACCCCACCUGCUGACACACCAACGAAUUCACACUGGGGAGAGGCCAUUCACCUGCCCCCAGUGUGGGAAGGGAUUCACUACCUCAUCCAACCUGCUGGCACACCAACGAGUUCACACUGGGGAGAGGCCAUUCACCUGCCCCCAGUGUGGGAAGGGAUUCACUACCUCAUCCAACCUGCUGAGACACCAGCAAGUUCACAAUGGAGAGAAACCAUACAUGUGUUCUGCGUGUGGACGAGUCUUCAGCCAAUCAUCUGAUCUGUCAAAACACAAAUAUUGUCACAAUGGGGAGAAGCCAUGGAAUUGUGAGGAUUGUGGAAAGAGAUUCAUAUCCCCUUCUCAGCUUGAAACUCAUCAACAGAGUCACACAGGGGAGCCGCCAUUCACUUGCUCUGAGUGUGGGAAGGGAUUCACUCAGACAUCUUACCUGCUGAGACACCAACGAAUUCACACUGGAUAAAGGCCGUUCGCCUGCUCCGUGUGUGAGCAGGGAUAUACUCGGUCAUCCAACCUACUGAGACAUCUGCGAGUUCACAAUGGGGACAGACCAUUUAUCUUCUCAGAAGUGGGAAGGGAUUCACCCAGUCAUCUAGCCUGCUCAGACACCAACGAAUUCACAUUGGGGAGAGACCGUUCACCUGCUCCAAAUGUGGGAAAGGAUUCAGUCAGCCAUCCCAUUUGCUGAGACACCAAGGAGUUCUUAAUAACUACAGUGAUUGAAUUUUGCUGUUAAUCACAACCAGGACUGAACCAUGUUCAUUGGGGUCUGUUUCUGCUGAUGUUAACAAUCUCCAGCCAGUUAUAGAGACUAAU
Molecule: messenger RNA, 2714 nt
Organism: Carcharodon carcharias (great white shark)
Lineage: Eukaryota; Metazoa; Chordata; Chondrichthyes; Lamniformes; Lamnidae
Product: zinc finger protein 850-like
Exons: 4
Coding region: 229-2361 (710 amino acids)
Biological process (GO): negative regulation of transcription by RNA polymerase II
Molecular function (GO): DNA-binding transcription repressor activity, RNA polymerase II-specific
Source: RefSeq, a predicted model, not a curated record